This is a messenger RNA of Camellia sinensis, 2331 nucleotides long. The record is from RefSeq and is a predicted model, not a curated record. Lineage: Eukaryota; Viridiplantae; Streptophyta; Magnoliopsida; Ericales; Theaceae.
UGUAACUGUGUUUGUGUUUCAUUCACACGCAUGGUCCAUCUGCUCUGACGUGGUGACGAAGCUGAUAAACUCUAUCCUUCCGUCCGUAUUUCAUCGUCAAUUUGCGUCAUUUCAUCAACAGAUAGAGAGAGAGAGAUGAUGAUGAUGAUGAUGAUGACACACACAGGACCUGAUUUCUUCUCUGCAUCUGGUGGGGCACUGUCUCUCUCCUUAACCUCUUGUUCGUUUCGCCACAAAUCUCUGAGCUUCUUUGGUCGCUUCGAUUCGAAUUUAGACAAGAAUAAGAAGACUCCUACUCGUCGAAUGUUUAAAGCGAGUCUAAUAACUAAUUCCGAUUCUUUCGAAGUCGGUAGGCUUAUUGGUAGCUAUGGCUUCAUCAACAUCACCAGUUACUCAGGAUUACAAUUGGGAAUGGACAUUGAAAAUUCAGCCGGAGAUGUCGGCCGCUUAAGAGUUCAAGAUGUGGGAGAAGGCAAUGUGAAAAUCAGGCUUUAUGAAGGAAGAAUAGCUCAGGGUCCACUUAGAGGCACUUCUGUUAUUUUUAAGGUUUAUCCUGGACAACAAGUUGGUGGUGUUGAGGCUGAUAUGAUGGCUGCAAAUGAGCUAAAUGUUCAUGCAUUCCUCCAAAGCAGUUCGAAAACUGUCUCUCAGAAUCUCCAAAUACUUCUUGGUGGGUUUGAGACAAAAACUGGGGAGCAGUGGCUUGCUUUUCGUAAUGAUGGGAAAUACAGUGCCGCAGACUAUGCAAAAGUUAAGAGUGAAAAAAUGUCAAAACUAGGAGGGAAAAACUCCUGGAAUCCUUUUGAAAAAGAGCUAACUAUAAAGCGUAGAAGAUUUUUUGUUAUUAAGUUGCUUCAUGGUGCUUUAUGUGGCCUAGCCUACAUGCAUGACCAUGACAGACUACACCAAAGUCUUGGACCUGCUUCUGUUGUACUCAAUACUGUGGAUGAGAAAGAUGCAGCUUACCUAGUUCCACGGCUUCGGGAUCUUGCUUUUUCUGUUGAUAUACGGUAUUCACAACUAGAGGAAGGUUCAGGAGCAUUGUCAGAAGGACUUUGGAGACGGGCAUCUGCAGCUGGUGCAUUCACUCCUAUGGAGAAAAGAGCCUUUGGAAUAGCAGAUGACAUAUAUGAAGCAGGUCUUCUUUUUGCAUACUUGGCGUUUAUUCCAUUUUGUGAAGCAGGAAUCAUGGAUAGCCUUUCAUUGCAAAGACUUCUGGAAAGCACUUUUCGACUUGAUCUUGAAGCUACAAGAGAAAUUUUUGGAUCCAGUGAACUUAAUUCUGAUGAGCUAUAGUUGCAUUAAAGACCUGAACUUCAUUGAGGAUUGGUGUAUCUUUGCUGGAAUAGCUACUGAAUUAUGCAUUGCUCUGACUUGUGGGUUGUCUAUUCUGACCUUUUUGCUAGUUCCUGUCAGACUAUGCCCUUGAAAUACUGAUGAUGGUUGUGUCAUUGAUGUAUAUUUGGUGGAAUGCCCUUUAGCUACUGAGUUGUGCUUAGCUCUGACUUGUUGGUUGUGUUGCCUGGCUUUUCUAGAAGGUCCCCUGGGCCAUGAUAGACUAGGCCCCUCAUGGGAAGGCUGUGUAAUCUGAGGUUCCUACGCAAAUGAAGACUACACACCAGAGGCAUUUGGGCUUUAUAUGCUGAUGUUUGCUUGAAUCCUCACCAGAUAAGGGUCCCCUGAAUGUUUAAAAAACUAUUUAUCAUAUUUUUUGAUUGUUGAAGUUUAUGUCGUGAAAAACAAUUCACAGUUGUUACUUGUAGAUGGCUUGUAGCUUUAUUGUGAAAACCAUAAUAGUAGAGCUUGAAGCCACCUGAUUUUGGGUCUUUCCAAGCUCUCCUAUGCCAAAAAUGUUGGCAAAAGGAGUCAGGUUGCAUUGUCAGCAUUUAACUAUGCUCCAAUUAUUUUUAGGUCUGGUCGAGGAUCCUGUUUUGUUUGCCUAUCCAUUCUGAUAACCUGCUAGCGUAAGGGCUGAUUAUUAAUUGAUGUCUACUAUUUAUGCAGCCAUACUUAGCUGACCUUGAUGAGUGAUUGUAGACAUACUACUAGCAUUAGACUUCUGCCAGGCCAUUUGCCAAAUCUUUUCUACUUUUUGACAUUGCUUACAUUUAGCAGCUUCAAACGUAAGACCAUCUGAUAUAUUUACAUUGGUAAUCGUCGCCAAAUGUUUCCAUACUAAUACAAAACAAUUUUCUAAUAUUACACCUCUGGAAUCAUGACCUUUUUUUUCCUGCAGUCCCAUUGUGUUAUCCCAUUUAUGUUUUUAAUAUGGCACUCCUUUGCCAUUGAUCAGUUCAUUUGCCCUUUUUUUUAUUUUUUAUUUUUUAUAUG